This is a messenger RNA of Podarcis lilfordi (Lilford's wall lizard), 984 nucleotides long. The record is from the annotation of a GenBank genome assembly. Lineage: Eukaryota; Metazoa; Chordata; Lepidosauria; Squamata; Lacertidae.
AUGGACAAAAAGGCUCUCAGUGCCCAGCUGGGCUUCAUGCACGUUGUGAAGGAAGAGGUGAAAACAAUCACAAAGUUCCUCCAGUUCCUGGGAUGGAUAGAGAAACGAGAGAUUCGGGUGGUCCUGAAGAUCACCAAUUUGGACAAGUGCACUCAGGACAAAGUGGUAGGUGUUCUGGACGCCAUCAAUAUACUUCUUUCCGACAAGGAUGCCCCAUUUAUCUCCAUCUUGGCUGCCGAUACAAGCAUCCUUGUGGAAUGUAUCCAAAAAAAUAAAAACAUGAAUGGCUACUUGUACUUAGACCGAAUUGUGUCCUUGCCCUUCUCCCUGCCGCAGAUGACCCCUAAGGAUGAAGAAGUCAACAAUAAGGAAAUUAUAUUUAUCCGUGAUCAGUUGAAGAAUCACAGGUACAUCCCAGGGAAUUCUGCCCAACUGAAAAGGGUGCUGAGCACAGUCCUGACCAUCUGUUCCAUGACCAAGGUGACAUCGGAGACUGAAGCCGAACAUAAAGAAAAAAUAAAAGAGGCGAUAGACUGGGUUGUUCUUGCCAACUGUUGGCCUUGCCGCCUGAGCUGGAUUUUGCAGUGUGAGGAAGAUAAUCGACAGCAAAGAAAACUUGAGGAAAGCCAGGCAGCAAACCCAAAUGUGAGGCAGGGCAAUGGCAGAAGACACCAACAAGGGACGCAAGCCGAGAAAACGUUACUGCAAAUUUACAACGACCACGAGUCAGAAUUUGCUGAGUAUGCUGCGAAAGAUAAUAUACAAAGCCUCCUGGAACUUGAUGGAGAUCCUGAUCUUUUCACGAGCUUCUUGGUCAACAAGGAGAGGAGUUUCACAGCAGAGAAGGUCAGUUUUUUUGCAAACCUUCUGCUCAAUUUGGAUUACUCUUUGAAAAGGCCAUUUGAGUUGCUCCGAGGUCGGAGGAACAUACGGAAAAGUGAGAAACGACAACAAGAACUGGCAGAAAUAGUCACCAGACUUUGA